Messenger RNA from Schistosoma guineensis, 1683 nucleotides. The record is from the annotation of a GenBank genome assembly. NCBI's taxonomy places the organism in Eukaryota, Metazoa, Platyhelminthes, Trematoda, Strigeidida, Schistosomatidae.
UCAUGAACCUGAAACAUAUUCGAAAAAACUACUGACGGAGUUUUCAACCAGCGAACACCAUACGGCCGGCGAAGAUGCAGUUAGUGCCUUCCUAAUGACAGAGGACCGCGCGCAGUGCUACCUGACAACUGCUAUUCGUGCUUUGUCAGUCUCAGCAGCUGAAAUACAAUCUGCAUCCAAGAACGACUCCAUCAUAAAGAGAGCGAUGAAAUACGUCACUAAUGGCUGGCCGCCGACUGGACUCGAUGGUGACUUGAAACAGCUUUACCACCGUCGGGACUCAUUAUGCGUCGUAAACGAAUGCUUGAUGUUUGGAGAUAGAGUAUUGGUACCAAAGUCCUUAAGAUCAAGGGUGCUAAAGCAAUUCCACACUGGUCAUCCUGGUAUAAAACGAAUGAAAUCCAUCGCCAGAAGCUAUGCUUAUUGGCCCCUCAUGGACCAACAUAUCGUGGAUUUAGUAAGCAAAUGCACACAAUGUCAGCAAGCAGCUAAGUGUAACGCGAAAAUACUACCAGUCCCAUGGCCACAGCCUGAGUAUGCCUGGUCCAGGAUACAUGUCAAUUUCGCAGGCCCAAAUAAUGGAAUCACCUAUCUAGUCGUUGUUGACGCCUUUUCGAAAUGGCCAGAAAUCGUUCCCGUCAUGCCACCAACGACAACCCAAACGAUGCAACUGUUGACAGAGAUGUUCUCUCGCAAUGGGUUAUCGGAUAUAAUCGUUUCCGACAACGGUUCGCAAUUCACCUCAAGCCAAUUUCAAGAAUUUUGCAAACGCCUAUCAAUCAAGCAUUUCCGCUCCCCACCUUACCACCCACAGUCAAAUGGACAAGCAGAAAGAUUUGUGGAUACAUUCAAGAGAGCUCUAAUGAAGUCGAAAGGGGAAGGGACGCCAGUAGAAACACUGCAGAAUUUCUUGUUUGUUUACCGAACAACACCUAGUGAUAUGCUACCACAGCAGAAGUCCCCGGCAGAGAUCCUGAUGGGAAGGAAAUUGAGGACGAUCCACAGUCUCAUGUGCCCAAGAACCACACCACCACCAUCUCAGACCAAAUCUCAGAAGCUACCAGCGUACGAGGUUGGAUGCCCUGUGUUCGCUCGAGACUACAGAGCAAAUCAUGGUCCUUGGAUCGAAGCACGUGUGGUUGGAAGACUGGGCCAAGUUAUGUACAAUGUAAAGGUGGGAAGAGACACAUGGACUAGACACCGAAAUCAACUACGUAAGCGGAUAGCCCCAGACAUAUCAACAGGACUAAAUCUUCCUCUCGACAUCUUGCUUGAUACUUUCAACUUACCGGCAACCCUAUCACAAGAAAAACCCCAACAGCAAGCUGAAACACGUCCCAGACGAUGGCCUAUAAGAGAACGGCGAGCUACAGUCAAGAUGCAGGUUGACCCCAGGAAGGCCCGCUAUUAAAAAGGGGAGGAGUGUUGGGGACGAUAGAUCCCCAAACUCAUAUUUUAAAUUUUAUCGCAUCGAUCAACUUAUUGAUUAAAUGUUUAAAUAUUUGUAUUGGGGUCAAUUGAUGAACUGAUCGAUUAAAUGUUUGAAUAGCAGUCAAUUGAUGAACUAUCGAUUAAAUGCGCAAAUAGGUCAAUUGAUGAACUAUCGAUUAAAUGCGCAAAUAGGUCAAUUAAUGAACUCAUUGAUUAAUGUUUAAAAAUUUUCUAUGACAAUAUCGAUUGUAA